This is a messenger RNA of Periconia digitata, 1307 nucleotides long. NCBI's taxonomy places the organism in Eukaryota, Fungi, Ascomycota, Dothideomycetes, Pleosporales, Periconiaceae. The record is from the annotation of a GenBank genome assembly.
CACCUGUACAGUGGACUUUUUCUUGAGCGGCUGCUUUGCGUUGUUCCUCUUCGUAGGCACCCGAGAUGACUUGCUCGCUGGCGUGGCAGAUUUGCCAGACUUUCGAUCUCCGGAUUUCGCUUUCGCAGAACUAACUGCAGUGGACUUAUUGCCUGAUCGAGAUGGCGUGGCAGCUUUUUGAGCAGGGUUUAUGCUCUUCGGCUUUGGCAAUUUCGCAGUUUCGGUGGAGCCUGCUCCAGAAACCUUUUGGGCUGUUUUUCCUGCCUGCGUGGCUGAUGGGUUUGUUUGGAGGGUAGAUUUUCGUGAAAGUCCGGGUUCUGGUAGAGAGUCAUCUCCGCUAGAACGACUUUGCGAGCGUUGUCGUAGGGGUGGUCCGGAUUGGUUGGGUAGUCUGAUUUGCGAUGAUCUUCUAGUACCCGAAUUUGUUGAUUGUCGGGUGCCACUCCGACCCCUACUACCCAAGUCCAACUUACCCAUCUCAUCUUGUAAAGUGAUAGAAUUGGACCUGCCUCUCACCGCCGAACUGGAGCGGCUGGAAUUCACGGCUUUGCGAUGGGCCGAGGGAGCACGCUGGUACGAUGUACCUUGAUUACCCCCAUAUGAAUAGGUUCCAGAUCCUUGAGCUCCGCCAUGACCGCUUUGAUUGAAGUUACCCAUGCUGUGACUAGGUGUUGAGCUGCUACCUCCACCGAAUCCUCCUGCGCCUGGUGGAGGCGGACCGGGCGGACCACCUUGUCCAAAAAACUGACCUGGUUUGCAUGAUGGAUCAUGCCUUCUUCGUGCAAUUUCAUCUAAGGCGGCCUGUAUUAUUAUAGCUCGUUCUUUGGUGUUUCCAUAGAGUCCAUUAUACAUCGUUAUACCGGCUGUGUGGAGCAUAUAUUGAGCACCAUCUGCUUGCACCAAUUGCGAUAUCGGCUUAUUUCUUGCGUCUCCCAUCUGUUCGAGGUCUUCUGAAUAGCCCGCGCCCUCGAUCUCAUGCAUAGCAAUCCGGUCCCAUGCUUCCAAAUUUUGGAUAAUUUCUGGGACAGUAAAAUCGAACGAUGCGAAUCGUCCACCCUUCUGAUCAGGCAUCCAGAGGCCCCGUUUCCUGAAUAUGUCAUUAAGAGCUACAGCCAUUCUUAACCUUGCGGAUAUUUCAUCUAGAGUUCUCCAGUCUGCUUCGGUGACUCGCCGUGGACCAUGUUCUCGAGAUUGAAACGAUGAUUCACCAUCUUUUUGAGAGAAUGAAUUAUAUAGUUGUCGAUUAUAGUUUUGUAUUAGGAAAGAUGGCUCUUGAUGAUUUUGUGGCCGUCCUUUGGUGCUUCGCC